AUGGUAUUACAUGACUGUAUUGAUUUUGAACUUGCUAAAGAGGAGAAAAUACUUAUAGUUGUUGGAGUAGAAUUCGGCACAAAAUUUUCGACGUUUUCUUAUGCUUACAUUAAACCAGAGAAAGAGAAGAUAGAAAUUGUAGUGAAUCAAGAAUGGGGCCAUUUCAAAAGUCCUUAUAAACCCAAUACAGUAUUACAAUACGACGAAGACUAUAAAGAAGUUGUCUCUUGGGGAGCUGAUGCAUUAAGGUCUGAGCCUAGGAGAAGAAAAAGACAUACAUAUAAACUUUUACCAAGACUGGUGGAAGAUUUCAAACUCCAUUUAGAAAAUAUUCCAGAAAGCCAAAAACCCAAAUUACCACCUGGAAUUACUUUUGAUAAAGCAAUAACGGAUUAUCUUCGUGAAAUGGGUAACUAA
Messenger RNA from Entrophospora sp. SA101, 417 nucleotides. Lineage: Eukaryota; Fungi; Glomeromycota; Glomeromycetes; Entrophosporales; Entrophosporaceae. The record is from the annotation of a GenBank genome assembly.